ACCAUCCUUUCACUUCUCACCUAAAAACCAAGUUUCCAACAUUCAAGUAUCCUCUGCAUAUAUUCUCAUACUUGUUCUCAGUUCUCUUCGAGUUUAACUCACAAACACCGUUUCUCUACCUUAGUCCCUCAGAAACACGAGACAUGGCCCCCGAGCUUGUUCCAACCGUUGCUAAGUCUUCUGUCGGGUUCACCAAGCCAGCGAAUACAAAAAGACGUGCCUACGUGACAUUUCUCGCUGGAAACGGUGACUACGUGAAAGGAGUUGUUGGCCUCGCCAAAGGGUUGCGGAAGGUGAAGACGGCGUACCCGUUAGUGGUGGCCGUGCUCCCUGACGUGCCGGAGGAGCACCGUCGGAUCUUGGAGUCUCAGGGCUGCAUCGUCCGUGAGAUCGAACCGGUUUAUCCACCGGAAAACCAGACUCAGUUUGCCAUGGCUUAUUACGUCAUCAACUACUCCAAGCUCCGUAUAUGGGAGUUUGUAGAAUACAGCAAGAUGAUAUACUUGGACGGAGACAUUCAAGUUUAUGAAAACAUAGAUCACCUAUUUGAUCUACCUGAUGGUCAUUUGUACGCUGUAAUGGAUUGCUUCUGUGAGAAGACUUGGAGUCACACCCCACAAUACAAAGUUGGGUACUGUCAGCAAUGCCCUGAGAAGGUGCAAUGGCCCACCGAAUUAGGUCAACCUCCUUCGCUUUACUUCAAUGCUGGCAUGUUUUUGUUCGAGCCCAGCAUGGCCACCUACCAUGACCUGCUAAGGACAGUGCAAGUCACUACUCCUACCUCGUUUGCGGAACAGGAUUUCUUGAACAUGUACUUUAAGGACAUGUACAAGCCUAUCCCUCUGGUGUACAAUCUCGUCCUUGCCAUGUUGUGGCGUCACCCGGAGAAUGUUGACCUUGAUAAAGUCAAGGUUGUUCACUACUGUGCAGCGGGUUCGAAGCCAUGGAGAUAUACCGGUAAGGAAGAGAAUAUGCAGAGGGAAGACAUAAGGAUGCUGGUGCAAAAAUGGUGGGAAAUUUACAAAGACCCUUCACUUGAUUACACUAAUACUUUGAGUGGAACUGAAGGUUCAGUAGAUGGUGUUGGCAUUGAGCCAUUCGUGCAUGCUCUAUCAGAAGUUGGUCAAGUUCAGUAUGUCACAGCGCCCUCAGCAGCUUAGAUGGGGCUGCAGGUGUUGCUCGUAUUCAUUUGAUGAGCUAGAAUGAUGUUAAUAAAAAUAAAGAAAAGCUAUGGAAAAAAAAAAAAAGGUUAGAAACAAGGACGGGUAGGUGUAGGACUUUGCGGUCAAAAGAAGGGAGGUUUCAUUCUGCAAACACGGGAACGGUCGGUUGUCAUAAACAGAUUGAAGGGAGCCCUCCAGCUUUUUAUAGUUGUAUUUUUUAUUUUAUUUUUGGUAUUUUUCUUAUCUUUUUUCCUCUGUUUUAGGGUCUGUUAAGGUUGAUGGGUCUGUUAUCUGGUCUUUUUUUCAACGUAUAGUGUGAUUUCUGUCUUCGCCUUUCUUUUUUGGACUUUGCAAUUGUAAUAUUUCGUGGCAAUACUUAAUGAUAAAGCAAAAGUUGAACGAAAUGACGUGUCCAUUUAAUGGUGUAACGGGUGGCUUGUCUGUUUCCUGUGGAAUUGUAGGGGGUGGAAUGAAUUUAGCUAAUGACAUCACGUUGCAUCUGUCCUCCACAUUAAAGCAAAUCUUUGAUUGAACAAGACGCUGGAUAGAUUGCUUUCGCAAGUUG
This is a messenger RNA of Gastrolobium bilobum, 1728 nucleotides long. RefSeq names its product galactinol synthase 1. The record is from RefSeq and is a predicted model, not a curated record. Gene Ontology annotation, molecular function: glycosyltransferase activity. The transcript is spliced from 3 exons. Bases 144 to 1160 code for a protein of 338 amino acids. NCBI's taxonomy places the organism in Eukaryota, Viridiplantae, Streptophyta, Magnoliopsida, Fabales, Fabaceae.